Messenger RNA from Plenodomus lingam JN3, 1269 nucleotides. RefSeq lists its product as uncharacterized. The record is from RefSeq and is a predicted model, not a curated record. Gene Ontology annotation, molecular function: adenylosuccinate synthase activity; GTP binding. Gene Ontology annotation, biological process: 'de novo' AMP biosynthetic process; IMP metabolic process. Lineage: Eukaryota; Fungi; Ascomycota; Dothideomycetes; Pleosporales; Leptosphaeriaceae. Gene Ontology annotation, cellular component: cytoplasm.
AUGUCCGUCACCGUCGUCCUCGGCGCCCAAUGGGGCGACGAAGGCAAAGGCAAACUCGCCGACAUUCUCGCGCACGAAUCGCAAAUCUGCUGCCGUGCCCAGGGCGGCAACAACGCGGGCCACACGAUUGUCGCAAACGGUGUGACGUACGACUUCCACAUUCUGCCCAGUGGGCUGGUCAAUCCGAGCUGUGUGAAUGUGAUCGGGAGUGGUUGUGUCGUGCAUGUCCCGAGCUUCUUCAAGGAGUUAGAGGCGCUAGGGAAACAUGGUCUCAAGACGGAGGGACGGAUAUUCAUCUCGGAUCGUGCCCAUGUCGUGUUUGAUGUGCAUCAGCUGGUUGAUGGGCUGGAGGAGGUGGAGCUAGGUGGCGGAUUCAUUGGUACCACGAGGAAGGGUAUCGGCCCAACCUAUAGCACCAAGAUGACUCGUAGUGGUCUCCGCAUGUGCGACCUCUUCGACGAGCAGAUGUUCGAGACGAAACUCCGCCGGUUGGCCAUGGGCUUCCAGAAGCGCUUUGGGGACUUGCUCAAGUAUGACGUUGAGGAGGAGAUUGCAAAGUUCAAGACUCUCCGCGAAAAGCUCGCACCCUAUGUCGUCGACCAGAUCCCACUUCUCGCAUCUGCAAAAGAAGCAAAAGCCAAAAUCCUCGUCGAGGGGGCCAACGCGCUGAUGUUGGACAUUGACUACGGCACAUAUCCCUUUGUCACAUCCUCCAACACCGGUCUAGGAGGCGUCAUCACAGGCCUGAAUCUAGGUUGGCGAUCAAUAAAGGAGGUCAUCGGUGUAGUUAAAGCCUACACAACGCGAGUCGGAUCCGGCCCCUUCCCCACCGAACAACUCAACCCCAUUGGCGAAAAACUCCAAUCCACCGGCCACGAAGUCGGCGUAACCACCGGCCGCAAACGCCGCUGCGGCUGGCUCGACCUCGUCGUCGUCAAGCACUCGCACGCCUGCAACGACUACACCGCCCUCAACCUCACCAAACUCGACGUCCUCGACUCGUUUGACGAGCUCAAGGUGGCCACCGCUUACAGCGUCAACGGUCAGCCCCUCGACGGCUUCCCUGCUAACCUCGACAUGCUGGCCCAGGUCGAGGUCUCGUAUGAGACCCUGCCGGGCUGGAAUAAAUCGACGACAGGCGCGAAGAACUGGUAUGAUUUACCGGCGAAUGCGAGGGCCUAUGUCGAAUUCAUCGAGAAGUUUGUGGGGGUGAAGAUUAAGUGGAUUGGAGUUGGACCUGCGCGGGAUCAUAUGAUUACUCGGGCGUAA